Messenger RNA from Candidozyma auris, 1743 nucleotides. Its product is annotated as sugar porter family MFS transporter. Gene Ontology annotation, cellular component: membrane. The coding region runs from base 1 to 1743 and encodes 580 amino acids. NCBI's taxonomy places the organism in Eukaryota, Fungi, Ascomycota, Pichiomycetes, Serinales, Metschnikowiaceae. Gene Ontology annotation, molecular function: carbohydrate:proton symporter activity. The transcript has a single exon. The record is from RefSeq and is a predicted model, not a curated record. Gene Ontology annotation, biological process: transmembrane transport; carbohydrate transport.
AUGCAUGAAAUUGGGUCUUCAGUUUCUAAUAAAUCUAGAGAAGAAGUUCCUACUUACUUGAAAUGCAAGGGUGAUAGACUUAACCAAGCCAUUGUUGGUUUGUGUGGUGUCGGAUUUUUCCUAUUUGGUUACGACCAGGGCGUCAUGGGCUCACUUCUAACCCUUCCUACUUUUCGAGCUCGAUUUCCUGAGAUUGAUACAGUGUCUAAUCCUGAGGAGAGCUAUGCUGUCAUGCAAGGGACCACUAUCGGCCUCUAUGCUGUCGGAUGUUUGGUUGGUGCGCUCUCUACAAUGUACAUUGGUGAUAUGUUUGGUAGGGUGAAGUUGAUUUUCUGGGGAUGUGUGGUGAUCAUCAUUGGAGGUGUUUUACAAGCUGCUGCCACUGGAACCAUCUUUUUGAUUGUUGCACGUAUUAUAUCAGGCGUGGGCAAUGGUAUACUUACCGCUACAGUUCCUCUAUACGCCGCUGAGUGCUCUAAAGCCAGCAGUAGAGGUAAGUCACUAUGCAUCCAAGGUGCCUUGAUUACCCUUGGUAUCUGUGUUUCCUACUGGAUUGACUUCGCCUUCUACUUUACAGAACAAUUCGGUGAGGUUUCGUGGAGAUUCCCCAUCGCGUUUCAGCUUAUCUUUCCACUCGGAAUCACCUUUUUUGGCUACAGCUUCCCAGAGUCUCCAAGAUGGCUCGUUGGCCAGAAACGAUACGAAGAAGCUGCUAGUGUAUUUGCUGCAUUGUACGACACCGUUCCCAGUGACGAGUUUGUUCAAAAUCUCAUUGCUGAUAUCAAGGCUUCUUUGCGUGCUGAACAAUCUGCUGGUGGAGGCUCUAGCUUCAACCUUCGUGCUCUUUUCAAACAAGGUGAACGUAAGAAUUUUCAGAGAGUUAAUCUUGCCGGCUGGUCUCAGGUUAUGCAGCAGAUUUGUGGCAUUAAUUUGAUUGCAUACUAUGCUGGUACUAUUUUUGAAGAAUACAUUGGCCAGGGUCCAAUGGAGUCGAGGCUAUUGGCUGCAUGCAAUGGUCUUGAGUUCUUUCUUGCCUCACUCAUCCCUAUCUGGGUCAUUGAAAGAGUAGGAAGAAGACCUCUUUUUUUGUUUGGUUCAGCUGGGUGCUGUUUAAGUAUGCUUUUCCUUACUGUUUCCAUGGAAAUGGCCCACCAAGGUCAUGACGGAGGUCAGAUCGGUGCCGCAUUUUUGUUGUUUGCAUUCAACACCUUCUUCGGGAUGUCUCUCUUGUCACUUACUUGGUUGUACCCUCCUGAGGUUUCCUCUUUGGAAGUCAGAGCACCAACGACUGCUAUAUCCACCGCCUGUAAUUGGGGGUUCAAUUUCCUUGUCGUCAUGAUCACAUCGAUUUGUUUCAACAGAAUUGACCACUAUACGUACCUUAUCUUCGCCGGUAUCAACUUCUGCAUGAUUCCAGUCUUCUACUUCUUGUACCCGGAGACCAAGGGUAGAUCGUUGGAGGAAGUCGAUUUGAUCUUUGCGCAGACACCUUCAUGGAAGCCCUGGAAGGCAGUCGAAAUUGCUCGAAAGCUUCCACUUCGUCAUGAAACAGCUGCUACAGAUCUUGAAAACCUCAAGCUUUAUGAUGACAAGCCUUAUAGUGAUACGGAUGAAAACAGCACAGAGGCAGUGCGUGAAAAUCACAGGGAAGGACGUCUAUUGAAGCAGGAUGCUGAUGAAAAGCAUGCCGCUGAGGAAGAGUGUGAAACGAUCAAGAAGCCAGAGACUAGUGAAAGAAACUAA